CUUUAAAUACCCAAGCGCGCACACGCCCCUUUUUCUUCUAGUCUUUGUUUUGCUUGUAUUUAUUUCCUUUUUUGAGCUGUUUUAUUUUUUUUCCGUGAUGUACUUGUACGAUAGUUUAGGAUCAGGCAGUGAGGGUGAGGAAGACGCUACUCCCUCAGUACCAAUCGAUUGCGCGUGCGUGCAGCCUACCUGUUGAUCGUAUUUUACACGUGUUGGGUUCCCAAAUUGUGACAAUGCCACGUGUAAGUGGUAAAAGAAAGGCUCAGAUUGAAGCAGCCCGCCAGAGAGCCUUGAAAAGGUGGAAAAAAGAAGAAAGUGAGGAGCCUGAGACACGUGGUGGUAGUAGUGGCGAGGCUUCCACCUCCGCCGCCAGCACCCCUGCUACUCCCGACCCUCACGUGUCUGCUGCAAGCUACAGGCAUAGUCUCCUGCCACCAGAGAAGAGUGAAGUUCACCAAACUAGUGCUGAGGCAAGAGGAAGAGAGGCUGCCAAGGUGUGUGAGCUCCACUUCAUACCUGCUGAUUAUGAACAUGAGACAUCACACUUUGAUGAAAGGAGUGGGAGAAGGCUGACUGCAAAACUGAAUGUACCACGACUCAAAAAAGAUGCAGUACCAACACAAAUACCCAGCUGUCCUACGUAUCUUUCUUCAUCUGUUCAAGCUAGAGAAUCCCCUGACACCAGAAAGAGCGAGAAUGAGUUACUGCUGGAUGAGGACAUGGAUAUUAAGCUCGAGAUCAAGGAGGAGGUGAAUGAUGCACUUACGGAAUUCGUGAACGUCUUGGACCAUGUGGAGGCAGUUCCAUCUCCAAAGGAAAAUUAUGUGGACACUCUAGCGAUGUCUAAACCGUCCACCUGUGCCUCACCCUCCAACAUUCAAUUCGUGGCCAUAAAUCCCCCACAGUUGGAGAUCCCAUCACAUCUAAUGGAAGAAGCUCCUGUAGACGUUCUAGCAGUUACUAACCCGUCCAUAACUCCCUCAACCUCCUCUGCCUCACUCAGAAAAGUUAAUCCGACCAUCCCUAGAAAUGAAGAUACGGAUGAGUUUCAUUUGUUUGGAAUGUUCGUGGCCAGCCAGCUGCGUGCCUUGCCACUUCGCGAUGCCCUCCAAGCACAACUGGAAAUUCAAACAAUUAUUGCACAAAAACGGUCCCAGAGUUUGACGUGAGGCUCUCUACUGUGCGAGGAAGGUCGUGCCUUUUGUCCAUCACUUCAUUGAGCUGCAGUCCUGUGAUGAAGACAUGCUGCAACCACUUAUGACUCAGUCCAUAUCAGUUUGUCUCCACUGGUUAAAGGUGGAUGUCUCCCACUUUAUGAUUUGGUUAAGGUGUUGUCAUAAGAAGCUACUGCUCUUGUUGCCAUAGUGCAGCUCCUUUGGAGGUUAGCACGUGAAUGGUGCUUGCCUUCUAUAACUUUUCUGCCAUACAUUUUGUCAGUCAUUCAUGUCAAGAGAGUUAUGACAUGCCUGUAUGUCAUAAGAAUGGAACUUUUUUAGAUUAUCUGUUUAGUUCUUGGGUUAGUAGAAGAGUUAGACGAUAUGUUUCCCUGCAUUGUUGCAUAAUUUCAAAGAUAAAAAUUGCGAUGUGUAAAGGGAUCUCAAUAAAGGACAACCAUGUUUUGUUUUGUGCAAUAACUACAGGAUCUAGUUAGCUUGCACAAAUUAAUUUAUAUUUUUUACAAGGAUUGUUAUAUAAUUGUUAUAUAAUUCUCAAGGAAUUAGUAAGUUUAGUUCUAUUGCAUAUCAAAUGUCUACAGCUUUGUUUAAUUUCUUAAGACGCCAAUGCAGAUCUACAAUUCUUGAGGAAUGAGUAAGGUUUUGUUCCUUUACAUUUUGAUAUCUUGUCAUACAGCAUUCUUGAGUUAGAAAUAAAAGUAAAAACAAGCCUGA
This is a messenger RNA of Portunus trituberculatus (swimming crab), 1889 nucleotides long. RefSeq lists its product as uncharacterized. The coding region runs from base 234 to 1169 and encodes 311 amino acids. The transcript has 3 exons. Lineage: Eukaryota; Metazoa; Arthropoda; Malacostraca; Decapoda; Portunidae. The record is from RefSeq and is a predicted model, not a curated record.